AUGUCACUCAAUAUUCUGCUUCUAGGGAGCGGUGGCAGAGAACAUACUCUUGCCUGGAGACUAGCGCUUUCUCCUUCGGUUCACAAAGUUUACGUGGCGCCAGGAAAUGGAGGGACCGCUGUUGCUGGUAACAAGAUUGAAAACGUUGGACAUUUAGGCAUUGGUCCUUCCAAUUUUGACGCUCUACGUCAAUUCGCUACUGAAAAGAAUGUCGGAUUAGUCGUUCCUGGACCAGAACAACCUUUGAUUGACGGUAUUUCUGAGGUUUUCAGGAAAAUUGGCGUUCCAGUUUUUGGUCCAUCGGCAAAGGCUGCCGUUUUCGAAGGUUCCAAGACAUUUUCCAAAAACUUUAUGGCAAAACAUGAAAUCCCUACUGCGCGUUACGCCAAUUUCGACAAGUUUGAAGACGCCAAGGCAUACCUCGAAAAAGUGGAUUAUAAGGUCGUGUUGAAGGCCGACGGUGUGGCUGCUGGAAAGGGUGUUUUGAUCCCCACGACUCAAGAAGAAGCCCUAGAGGGUCUAAAUGCCAUUAUGGUUGAAAAACAAUUUGGUGACGCGGGAAAUUCCGUUGUUAUCGAAGAGUUUCUUGAGGGUGACGAGAUAUCGAUUUUGACGAUUUCUGACGGUUACUCUUAUGUCAACUUACCACCUGCUCAAGACCACAAGCGUGUUGGAGAAAACGACACGGGUCUCAACACAGGUGGCAUGGGUGCCUAUGCACCUGCUCCCGUUGCUACUCCAGCAAUCUUAGAAAAAAUUGACUUUGAGAUUAUUCGUCCCAGCAUUGACGGUAUGAGAAAAGAUCGUUUGCCAUUUAUUGGUGUGCUUUUCACUGGUGUCAUUUUGACUGCUCAAGGUCCCAAAGUUUUGGAAUACAAUGUCAGAUUUGGUGACCCAGAGACACAAGCUGUUUUGCCCUUGAUAGAUGACAGCACUGAUUUGGCAGAAGUGUUUCUUGCGGCUGCGGAACACAGACUUGACUCUGUGGACAUCAAAAUCAAAACAGACAGCUUUGCUACCACUGUUGUUCUAGCUGCUGGUGGCUACCCAGAAAGCUACGCCAAAGGCGAUGAAAUUACCAUCAACGAAAAAUUAUUGCCAAAGAAUUCAUACGUAUUUCAAGCUGGUACGAAGCUUGAAAAUGGAGUCCUGAAAACUGCCGGUGGCCGCGUUGUUGCAGCUACAGCGGUCGCUCCUACUUUGAGAGAGGCCGUCGACAAAGCUUAUGAGGCUGUUGAAUGCGUUCAGUUCAAAAACAGAUAUUUCAGAAAAGACAUCGCAUAUCGUGCAUUCAGAGCUGCAGACGCCGCUGCCAAGCAGCAGAACGAGGCCCUCACUUAUGCGGAAGCCGGUGUAUCAGUCGACAACGGUAAUUUGUUGGUGCAAAAAAUCAAGAACAAAGUGAAGUCCACUAGAAGACCGGGCGCAGACUCUGACAUUGGUGGAUUUGGAGGUCUUUUCGACUUGAAAGCCGCUGGCUAUAACACCGAUGAAACUCUGCUUGUGGCAGCUACUGACGGUGUUGGAACAAAACUCAUCAUUGCUCAAGAGACUGGCAUUCAUGACACUGUUGGUAUCGACUUGGUUGCCAUGAACGUUAAUGACUUGGUCGUUCAGGGUGCCGAGCCUUUGAUUUUCUUGGACUACUUUGCCACUGGUGCUCUGGACAUUAAGGUAGCCACGGACUUUGUUAGUGGUGUGGCGGAUGGAUGUAUUGCUGCCGGCUGUGCUCUUGUAGGUGGCGAGACUUCUGAAAUGCCAGGUAUGUAUCCACCAGGUCAUUACGAUACCAAUGGUACUGCCGUUGGUGCUGUCAACAAAAAUGCCAUUUUACCUAAAAUCGAAAAAAUGGAAUCUGGGAACGUCUUGUUGGGAUUAGGAUCCGAUGGUGUCCACUCCAAUGGAUUCUCACUGGUUAGAAAAAUUAUAGAAAGAACUGGAUUGAAAUGGGAUGCCACCUGUCCUUGGGAUGCUGGCAAGACGCUUGGUGAGGGAACUUUGGUACCUACCAGAAUUUACGUUAAGCAGCUAUUACCAGUAAUCAGAGAGCAACUUGCGCUCGGCUUCGCUCAUAUCACAGGAGGUGGCUUGGUCGAAAAUGUGCCUCGUGCUUUGCCCGAUCACUUACAAGCUAAAAUUGACAUGAACACUUGGCAAAUUCCUGAGGUUUUCAAGUGGUUUGGCAAGACUGGUAACGUUCCAAUUGAUGACAUUUUAAAAACUUUGAACAUGGGUAUUGGUAUGGUUGUUAUUGUUGAGAAGCAGAACGUUGACAGAGUCAAGAGUCUGUUGCAAGAGGCAAACGAGAGGGUCUUUGAAAUUGGUGUUUUGGUUGAAAAACCAGAAGGCCAGCCUCGCUGUGUUGUUGAGAAUGCUGAUGGCCUUUAUUAA
Messenger RNA from Lachancea mirantina, 2391 nucleotides. NCBI's taxonomy places the organism in Eukaryota, Fungi, Ascomycota, Saccharomycetes, Saccharomycetales, Saccharomycetaceae. The record is from the annotation of a GenBank genome assembly.